AUCACUAACUCCUUGUCACUCAAACACACUCUCGCAAUUGGCUUUCCGCAAACAACUACUCAAACUUGUUUUAACAAUUCUAGGGAUAAAAAAAGGAAGCCGGAUUUAGAAAUUCCUGAUUCCGUUAGGUUGGAGACUAGUCAUUGCCGGUCCAUGUUUCACAAGUUAAAGGCUAGUCUUCUUCGCAGGUUUCAAUUGAUUGAAUAUGAUGAUGAUAUGGUUGGUGAGGAUGUUAAUUAUGGAAAUAAACUUGGUCCUGCCUCAUCGGUGGGGCACUUGUGUAAUGGAAACAAACAUGUGAUUUCUUUGAAACUGGUUAUCAAGAAGCAAUAUGAUAAUGUGAACCAAAAUAAGGUGAUAUUAUCAAUACAACUUUCUCCGGUGAAAAAUUUCCCAAUUCCUAGGGAUAAACAAGCUUCCUUUUGGAUUAGAAACAUGCCAGAGUGGGUUGGUAUUUUCCAAUGA
Messenger RNA from Vicia faba (fava bean), 465 nucleotides. Lineage: Eukaryota; Viridiplantae; Streptophyta; Magnoliopsida; Fabales; Fabaceae. The record is from the annotation of a GenBank genome assembly.